Pezoporus flaviventris is the source of this 4886-nucleotide messenger RNA. It is a transcript of the gene UAP1L1, whose product is annotated as UDP-N-acetylglucosamine pyrophosphorylase 1 like 1. The record is from RefSeq and is a predicted model, not a curated record. Gene Ontology annotation, biological process: UDP-N-acetylglucosamine biosynthetic process. NCBI's taxonomy places the organism in Eukaryota, Metazoa, Chordata, Aves, Psittaciformes, Psittacidae. The transcript has 8 exons. The coding region runs from base 52 to 1566 and encodes 504 amino acids. Gene Ontology annotation, molecular function: UDP-N-acetylglucosamine diphosphorylase activity.
UCCCGCCGCUCUCCCUGUGCUCGCUCGAUCCGGCGGGUAGGGAGCGGUUGCAUGGAGCCGCCCGAGGAGGUGCGGGACCGGCUGGCGCGGUGCGGGCAGAGCCACCUGCUGCGGUUCUGGGCCGAGCUGUCCCCGGCGCAGCGCGGCGCACUGCUGGCCGCUUUGCCGCCGGGGCUGGGAGAGCACUGCCGGAUGGCGGCGGCGGCCGGGGCCCGCCAGCGGGGCCCACCGGAGUGCCUGGACGGCCGGAUGGAGCCGCUCCCUGCCCGGCUGCUGGGCAGCGCCCGUCGCAGCGGCCCCGCCGUGCUGGAGCGCUGGGAAGCGGAAGGCUUGCAUCAGAUCUCGCAGAACAAGGUGGCAGUGCUGCUCCUGGCUGGAGGUCAAGGAACUCGCCUGGGAGUGAGCUAUCCCAAGGGCAUGUACAACGUGGGAUUGCCCAGUGGCAAGACCUUGUAUCAGAUCCAAGCAGAAAGAAUCCAUAAAGUGGAACAGCUUGCUGGCCAGAGACACCACUGCAAGUGUGCCAUACCCUGGUACAUCAUGACAAGCGAGUUCACACUGGGGCCGACAGAGGAAUUCUUUGUAGAACACAACUACUUCAAUCUGGAUAGAUCCAACGUGAUCAUGUUUGAACAGAGGAUGUUGCCCGCUGUCACCUUUGAUGGGAAGGCCAUCUUGGAAGAGAAAGGGAAAAUUGCCAUGGCUCCAGAUGGCAAUGGUGGCUUAUACCGUGCUUUGGUGGAUAAUAAGAUUUUGGAUGACAUGAAGCAGCGUGGAAUCCAGUACGUCCAUGUAUACUGUGUGGACAAUAUCCUCGUGAAAAUGGCAGAUCCAGUCUUCAUAGGCUUCUGUGUUUCCAAAGGGGCAGAUUGCGGUGCAAAGGUGGUGGAGAAGGCCUACCCCACAGAGCCUGUUGGGGUGGUGUGCUGUGUGGAUGGGGUCUACCAAGUGGUGGAGUACAGUGAGAUCAGCCUGGAGACCGCGCAGCAGCAGAGUCCCAAUGGGGGACUGAUGUACAAUACUGGCAAUAUCUGUAACCACUUCUUCACGGUUGAGUUCCUGGAAACAGUGGCCCAGAAAUAUGAGCCGCAGCUGAAGCAUCAUGUUGCCAUAAAGAAAGUGCCCUACAUUGAUGAGGAGGGAAAUCUGGUAAAACCACUAAAACCGAAUGGGAUAAAGCUGGAGAAGUUUGUAUUUGAUGUGUUCCAGUUCUCUAAGAAUUUUGUGGCAUUUGAAGUUUUGAGAGAAGAAGAGUUCUCACCGCUAAAAAACGCAGACACAGCUGACAAAGACACUCCCACCACUGCACGGCAAGCCCUCCUGGCCCAGCAUUACCUCUGGGCUCUCAAGGCUGGGGCCAGAUUUCUGGAUGAAAAUGGUUGCAGGAUACCAGAGAAACUCAGUCUCUCAGGAACUGAAGAUGCUCCGGCUGUGUGUGAGAUAUCUCCAUUAGUGUCUUACUUUGGAGAGGUGAGAAUAACUGUCUAUGGAGGUAUUUUUAAGCAUGCAGGUAUGCAUCUGAUUUCAUUCCAGACAUGGGGGAUUUCUUUAGCCUGGGCUUGCUGAGAAAUGGUAAGAUCAAGGGAACUAGGUUUUGGGCUUUGUGUUUGUCCUGGGUUCAGCACUUAAACUACAACAGUGUUACAUUCCUGGUUCCAUUGUGAUUUACUCUUCAGCAGUUUGUUCAUGCUCAGUUUUAGCCAUCUGUAAAAUGAGAUUUGCAACAAGACUGCAAAAUUUCAUCCAGACUUACGAGUACUUUGAGAUCUUCUGAAUGAAAAUCACAGACUAUCCAAAUUACAAAAUUCAUUGGGUCACUGUAUUCAGUGUGUGCUGGUCUGUGUCUGUCUCUCACAGUGAGUGAGCACUGAGUGAGAAGUGUGAUAUGUGUAUUUGAUUUAGAGAAACCACAUCUUAGAUUUCUCAAGUUAUCCCUCUGCAAAUAACUGGGACUGGGAAAGCUGCUUCCAUUUAGUAGCAAGAGGAGCUUCCCUGUGCUGGAUAGACAGGUUGAGAAAUAGUGAAUUGCAGGAGGAUAUGUGGACGCUGUGAAGAAGGGCGUUCAUAAAACUAAAUCUUUCCUGGGUUUCUGUGUGCAGGUAGUGAACUUGUCGCAAUUGAUGCAUUGUGAGAACAAAAUGAAAACAAGGCAAUUUAAAUUGACUCUUCUUUGCUAAUAUUAUUCUAAUAUGAGUUAAGGAUACAUCUUCCCCUGCCUGCCGCUCCCCAGGAAGCCUGUUUUUGAGAUCCAUUGUUUUAAGGCUUAUUGGUGCCUCUCCUUUGUGAAACCCACGCAUGGGGCUGAAACAUUUUGCCUGUCAAUGGGGAAACUGUUGCUGUUGUCUGUCCUGUCAGUGAUCUUUUGACUUUGGCUAGUCAGUUUUUCUUUUAGGAUAUUACAGAGACUUAAAACUAGUGCAGAUAACCAGUCUGAUGCAUUUACAACCUAACAGUACUGUUUUCACACGUUCUCAGGGUCUGGAAGCGUACGUGAAGAACAGAGACUUCCAAUCUCCCUUUGUACUUGAUGAAAACAAAGCAGAAAUGCUAGGAAAUUCUUGAAAAGGAGGGAGGCUUUUCUCUCAAAUCAGAUACUGCCUGUCAGGUCCAUUGUAAGAACUAACAUUACUAAAAUAUCAGCUAUGAAGUGCAUUAUAAAAAACACUGCUUUGCAGUAUCGAUUGAUGCCAAAUCAUUACAGCAAUUGUGUCUGCACACACAUGCGUGCUCACCAGUUCUGUCUGGUAACUUCGAAGGCUGUGCCUUUUACCUCAGUCUGUUUUGUAGACUUGGAUAUGAAUGAAGAUUAUUAAUACCUUCUGGGUACCAAACACAUUUUGUAUUUUUUAUUUGCUGUGCGUACAUAUGUGUCAGAGACAGUCAGGGUCUAAUAAGUCAGCUUUGCAUUCAAGAAGAUUAAAUCACUUCAGUGCCUUGUUAGGGAUUUUGUUUGUGCUGGUGAGGUUGGUGGUUUCUGAUACUGUUUUUUUUCUUUAAUUUGUGUGCGCAUGUGAAGAAUCAGUUUGAGGCCCCAUACUGAAAAGUAUGGAAUGACUUUGUGUACUGGGGCCUUUCUUUCCAAAGAUCCAUCUUUCCUCUAAGGCUGUGCUGGUUAGAAGAUCCAGUACAGCAAUUGCAUCCUCUAACCAGAUCGCGCAGUCUGCAGUGGGUAGGGAUGCUGCUGUGCGUAAGCGUUGCUUGAGGUUUGGACUCCAAAGCAGAUCAAAGUAGUAUGCAUAUCUAGAUUUGCUGGUGCCAUUCCAAAAAAAACAUAUGGAAAUAUGAAGCUUUGACUGAUUGCUCUUUACAGCUGUAGGUUUUUUUAUUGAAAAGAAGAUUUUUUUUUUUUUUCCCCGGCAAUCCUCUGUUCUUUCUGUCUAUAACAGUUAUUUUACUUUCCAUUUUUCUAUUUCAUAUGUUCCAUAUCCCUCAAAGGGACUCUUUUAAAGUACCUGAAAGUAGUAAGAGGCACAAAUCCUGAUGGUAAAAUUUAAUGCUCAGCCAAAGCAAACAAAUGAAAAAGACUCAAUCCCUGCAUGACCACUGCACACAGUAAAACACCAGCUUCUCCUUCUACAGUUUCUGGACAUCCUUUAGAUGCCUUCCUUUUAAAUACAUUACUAACCAUAACGCAGAGAUAAGUGUCAUCUAAUUAAGGACACUAAUAGUCAGAAUGCAUGUAGCAUGUGAACUUGGCCCUGGCCAAGGGAUCCCAGGGUGCCUGUGAACCACAAAUGAUUGCUCCUGUUCAGCCUUUGGCACUGCCCUGGCAAGCUCGUGCCAGGCAAGCACAGAACACACCAAAGUGGUUUCACCCUUUUGAGGAUGCUUCAGGUGUACUGUUGGGUGGCCUUUGCUUGAAGAGCACUUUAUACCCUAAAUCAGGUUUAAAGGAAGGUGGGAAGGAAGAUGCUUCAUUUGGAAUGUUGUUAUUUCAUGCAUCUGCUUCUAUUGAGGAAUUGAUGCUGUUUUAUUAAGCAUAAAUCUUUUAAAUAACUUACGUGGCUUUUAAAAAACUUACAUGUGAUUGCUGAUGUGAAAGCUGUAUUCAGAAUGUUGGAGAAGUAUAAAAAUGGCUUUGAGAGUAAGUACAGUUUGUAAUUAGGCUCAUGUUGUCCAAAGAAAGCAUCUAAAUGUCAGUGGCAGUUUUCAGGUAUAAGGUGUAUAUGCACUGAAGUAAUGAGUCUUUUGCAUGUGCAGACCAGCUCGUGACAGUUUUGAUUACCUGUGUUUGCCGUGCAUCUGUAAUUCCCAUUUUUAGUAUAAAUUAAGCAUUUGCCUGUAAUGCUCAAUUCUGUAUUUUUCUUCACAGUGUUUCUAUGGAUCAUUCCAUUCCUGUCAGUCAAGUUUUAUAUUUGUGCCCUGGUUUUGGCUGGGAUAGAGUUAAUUUUCUUCCUAGUAGACUCUAUGCCAGCCGAAACCAGGACAAUCUGCCAACAAAUUGUGUUGCAUCUUUUGAGUAUUGCUUGUUGAUUCAGGCACAUGCUCCUUUUAAGGUGCACUGUGCUACAAAGAAAGCAUAUUUCUAUUGCUCUUUAUAAAGUGCUUUGAGACUUCAGUUCCUGUGGGCUUUAAUCAUGUGUACACUGACUGAGCUGUUGACUGCUUUUAGAGGUUGUUGUUGAGGGGAAGCCAAAUUAGAAUGCUGUAUGCCUUGUCUGUUGGGGUGUUUUUCUAUAACUCCUCACAUUUUAAACUGGAACAUAGAAAAAAUUUUGAGAGAACUUAAAAAAAAAAAAAAAGAAAAAUAGUAUCUCUCCUGUAUAUAGCAAAAUAAUUCUAGUGUGCAUUGUGAAAUGAAAAAGUACCUGAAACAAAGGGAGGUCCCUUAGGACUCCAGCAACUUUUGGACACCUAAGAUUUUUAUAAUAAAGUUGUUACUGUGA